AUGGCGACCGCAGCCAAUGGGCGGACUCACACCAGAAUUACAGGUACUGCAGACUAUGACGAUCCGGUCUUCUGGGAUAACAAGUUCUCUAGUGGUCGUGAUGUCGGCGAAUGGCUGAACUCGGGCGAACCGCUCAUCGACGCGGUGCUGUCGCAUCUGGAGCGCCGCCCCGCGCUCGAUGAGCCUGCCCCCCGUGCGCUGCACCUCGGACCAGGCAUCUCAAAACUGGGAUCAAAAUUGUGCGAUGAAUUCAUCAAACGUGGCUGGUCUGGUAGCCAAAUACUGAACGUCGAUUUCUCCUCCGAAGCCGUCCGUAUCGGUCGCGACACAGAAGCAACUAAGGAAAAGUCUCAGGCGAUGCACUGGCUGCAGGUCAACCUUCGAUCGUGGGAUGAUGUCUCCAAGACCCUUCCAUACGGGCCGUUCGAUGUGAUGCUAGACAAGAGCACCAGUGAUGCGAUCGCGACGUCCGAACCUUUGACGUUUCCUCCUGCUUCUGAGGCAUCGAACAUAUGUCCCACGAUUCAGCAACUUGUGAAGGAACAAGGAGAGAUAACACUGUCGCCGGUGGAGGUCUUGGCUUUGCAUCUCAUACCUCUGACGCGGAAAGGCGCGAUCUGGGCCACACUGUCGUAUUCUACCGCGCGUUUCGAUAAUUUGCCUUACUUGGCUCAGUACUGGAGUCUGGUAUCUCGAAAGCCCCUGAAGGCCCCGAAAGGCGAGACCUCAUCCUUUGCUCAUACCCCGGACGUCUUUCAUUGGCUUUAUAUACUGGAACGAAUAUGA
Molecule: messenger RNA, 786 nt
Organism: Aspergillus saccharolyticus JOP 1030-1
Lineage: Eukaryota; Fungi; Ascomycota; Eurotiomycetes; Eurotiales; Aspergillaceae
Exons: 2
Coding region: 1-786 (261 amino acids)
Source: RefSeq, a predicted model, not a curated record